AUGCCGCCUAGACGUAGACUUCCAUCCAAGAAAAAUAAACGACCCAUUAGAUUAACCUUUGACAGACAUCACCAGGAUAUAGAAAAGGUGGUGUAUCUUCCAAUAUCAGAAUUGAUCACGCAACCCAUUGAACAGUCCAUUGAACAACCCAUCACUAAAUACAAACAGAAUAUCGAACAACCCAUCACUAAAUACAAACAGAAUAUCGAACAACCCAUCAUUAAAUACAAACAGAACAUCGAACAACCUAUCAUUAAAUACAAACAGAACAUCGAACAACCCAUCAUUAAAUACAAACAGAACAUCGAACAACCCAUCAUUAAAUAUACACAGAACGUCGAACCACCCAUUAUUAAAUACAACCAGGAUUUUGAACAACCCAUCACCCAACACAAACAGAAUAUCGAACCCAUCACUAAAUACAAACAGAAUAUAGAGAAAAUAGUAUACAAUCACAUACCUAAAUCAAUUAAUAGUAAAUUUAUAGACAAUAAAUUUUCAAUAAAAGAAAUAAAAGAUAAGCUAGAUAUUCCUAAACAGAAAUCAAAAGCAGUCAAUAUUGAAAAAUGUGAUAUACAAACCUAUAAGUCUGAUGUAGAAAUGUCUGAUAUAGAAUCUCCCUAG
Racocetra fulgida is the source of this 624-nucleotide messenger RNA. The record is from the annotation of a GenBank genome assembly. Lineage: Eukaryota; Fungi; Glomeromycota; Glomeromycetes; Diversisporales; Gigasporaceae.